Molecule: messenger RNA, 1089 nt
Organism: Puntigrus tetrazona (Sumatra barb)
Lineage: Eukaryota; Metazoa; Chordata; Actinopteri; Cypriniformes; Cyprinidae
Product: olfactory receptor 2T2
Exons: 2
Coding region: 1-1083 (360 amino acids)
Source: RefSeq, a predicted model, not a curated record
AUGACUAACACCAGUGAUCGGAUGGAUUUGCCUUUUGUGCUUCAAAAAGGGACCAGCUCCAAUCUAGCUGACAGCAGUAGGCUUUUGGAGACCAUAAAAGCAUUUGUCCACUUUGGAGCUUUCGUUGUCAGCGGUCUCUUUACCUGCCUCAUCAUAGCGACAGUGCGGCACAACCAGGAGCUGCGCCAGAACCCUCGCUACGUCCUGUUGUGUCAGCACUGCAUCUGCGUGACCGGCUUCAACGUCAUGGGCGGCGUCGUGCACGGCCUUCGCAGCCUGCGCUGGCCAAUCUCUCGAAUCGCCUGCUGGAUCCUCUUCGACCUGCAGGUGGUGAUGGCACGAGGUCUGAUGAUCACCCUCUCCCUGAUGUCCAUCAGCACUUGUCUGUCCAUUUGCAUGCCGCUCCGCUACCCCAUUCUGGUCCAGCGUUUGUACCGCUGGAUCGCGUUGGUGGCUUGCGUCCUAGCUCUGCUCAACCCUGUAGUGUUCACCGCCCUAGCCUGUGUGCGCUUCCCGUGGGACUACGUGGUUGGGCUGGACACGGAGUGCUCUACGGCAUUGGAGGGCACUGCGUGCAUCGCCAGCGCUUUGGCAUUGCUGUUACUGCUGGUGCUGCUCAUCAUCAUAAGCUACGUGGCGAUUUACCUGGAAGGCAGACGUGCUGGCCAUUUCACGCGAUCCAACAGUAAAGGCCGGUGCACCAUUCUCAUCCACAGCCUGCAGAUGAGCCUGCACAUUGUUCCCUCUCUCGUCAUCAUCUCCCGGCAUCAGGAGGCAUUUCCUGUAGCCGUGUCGAUUUUUGUCCUCUUUAGUUUCGCGCAGUCGCUGAGCCCCGUGGUGUUUGGCCUGCGCUGCAAAGAGCUCUACAAGGAGAUGCCGCAAUUUCUGCAAUGCUUCUGGGGAGGCUGCGGCAGCUGCGUUCACAUUGGGAGCGUGGAGAGCACCAGCACUGGGACAAUCGCUAGUGCGGAGACCGCCGCCAGCAUAGAGACUAAUGCCUCCACUUGUUUGACCACGUCUGCCAUUAACACAGAGCAUGACACAGAAAAUGAGAGGUCAGACUUCAAUGAGUUAACUGUAUAAAUUAGA